This is a messenger RNA of Lottia gigantea (owl limpet), 642 nucleotides long. RefSeq lists its product as hypothetical. The record is from RefSeq and is a predicted model, not a curated record. Bases 1 to 642 code for a protein of 213 amino acids. Lineage: Eukaryota; Metazoa; Mollusca; Gastropoda; Lottiidae. The transcript is spliced from 6 exons.
AUGUAUCUACUUGCAACAUUUACAAGUAUGUACGGUAACAUCAAAGUACUGAUCUUGGCAGAAUUCCAUCGACUUUCGGAGUUUGAUAUAGACGAACGGUUAUUAAGCUGUAUCAAGGAAUAUGGAAUGGCAUUAAUUAAACUAUCCACAAACGCCAAUGUAAUUUUAGAGGAAAUGGCUGAUGAGUCCAGUAUAGACAAUAAUACGUUUUUUAAUGAUUUUUUAGUUCAGGGAUUUAUAGGAUUAUACAAAGAUUCUGUUGCCAAAAUUUAUUUAUUUCAUGUUCAUUCAGGGUUUGCUGGUUAUAUGGCAUUAAUAUCCAUUUGUUUAUUAUUUAAUGAAGACCCGCUGAAAAUAUUUUUUCCAGUUGAAUCGAGACCAGAUAAUAUAUCUACACCUCUCAUCUUGUACGCUGGGGAAUCGGUACAUACAGCAAAUACAUUUACCAUCAUUGUGGAUGAAACAGAAGUAGCUGAAGCUUUCGAAAUUUUAUUUUCUACAUUUUAUGUUUUCAAUAUUCAGUACACUAAGAAAGCUUUGAAUUUCUAUAUGUUCAUUCAAAGAUUUGUUUUGAACAUGAAUGAUAAGACUCCUCCUCCAAGAAAAGUUUUGUCAGUAAUAACGAAACUUACAAAUAAGUAG